This is a messenger RNA of Larimichthys crocea (large yellow croaker), 1370 nucleotides long. It is a transcript of the gene reep6, whose product is annotated as receptor accessory protein 6. The record is from RefSeq and is a predicted model, not a curated record. Lineage: Eukaryota; Metazoa; Chordata; Actinopteri; Sciaenidae. The coding region runs from base 98 to 820 and encodes 240 amino acids. The transcript has 7 exons.
UACACACACACACACACACACUGCUUUGUUUGACUGUCAGCUGCAGUUCGUCUUCCUCCGUCUUCUCUGUGGUUUGAGGACCUGAUUGAGGACCAUCAUGGGAGUGCUGGACAUCCUCUCGUCCAUCAGAGACCGAGCUGACAAGUUUCUGAACGAGAAGAACGUGGUGACGGACUUUCUGGGGAAGAUCGAAGACAAAACGGGCAUCAAAAAGAAGAUCAUUGCAGCAGGUGCCGUCUCACUGACUGGACUCUACCUGGUGUAUGGAUAUGGUGCCUCCCUCCUCUGCAACCUGAUUGGUUUUGUGUAUCCAGCCUAUUACUCAAUCAAAGCCAUCGAAAGUCCGAGCAAAGAAGACGACACAAAAUGGCUGACGUACUGGGUGGUGUACGGCGUGUUCAGUCUGGGCGAGUUCUUCUCCGACAUUUUCCUGUACUGGUUCCCGUUUUACUACGCGUUCAAGUGUCUCUUCCUGUUGUGGUGCAUGGCUCCGAUGUCGUGGAACGGUUCCCAGAUCAUCUACGAUAAAGUGGUUCGGCCCGUCUUCCUCCGCCACGAGGCCAUGGUGGACAACAUAGUGAGCGACCUCGGCGGGAAGGCCAUGAGUGCUGCCGAGAACCUGACCAGAGAAGUCCUGACCACGCUGAUGAAGAAUAAAGCUCUGGUGACUCAGGUGCAGCAGGUCAAUCAGCCUGAACCGAAGAGUUUACCGAGUACGUCGGCAGAAACAUCAGCAGCCAGAGUCGCUCCUUCAGAGCCGGGCGAAGAUCGACCAGAGGAGCUCGCUGUCGACGGACGUCUUUCAGAUAGCUGCAAAUGAAGAGGAGGAGCCUCUGUGAGGAAGAGGAGGCGCCUAUGUGAGGAAGAGGAGGAGCCUCUGUGAGGAAGAGGAGGAGCCUCUGUGAGGAAGAGGAGGUGCCUAUGUGAGGAAGAGGAGGAGCAGAGACCAGAGGUUUUCCUCUUCGUCCUCACAGAUCUGGAUAUGCAGACGAUCUGUCAGAGACUUUUUCUAUCACGUUGUAUUUCUGUAUUUAUACCUCAGUAACAGGAUUUAAUAUGAAAACUGUGAAUCAUCUUGUUGUUUUCUUUGAGUCGAGAUGUAUUUUUGGAUGCAGAGUACCUGAAACUGAUGCUGAAGUCACGCUGAGGCUGCAGGUGUGCAGAGUUACAGGUGAACGUCAUACUUCCUGUUUCUUUGUGUGUGUAGGUGUUAUUUUGAACACCUGUAGCAGGAAGUGGACGUACGUUACGUCAGCAUCAUUUUGCAGUGCUUCAUCAGUGACACUGUGUGUCCUCAUUUCUUCAUGUGUUUGUAUAUGUGUGUUUGUUUAAAUAUGAUGAUGACAUCGAUAUGACAAUAAAAAAAUACU